UACAAGAGGGAAAUUUUCAAAUCGAGAAGAGGCGCUCGUGAGAACAGCGGAGAGGGUGUUCACAAAACAAACAAUGCAAAGACCGGGCAAAGGGAAGACUCCUCGGAGGCCUGGGCCAAAGAAGGCGUCCAACACAGAGAGAGAUCCUGUGGGAGUGUACUGCCGUAUACGGCCCCUUGGAUCAGAGGAUGAGGAAUGCUGUGUUGAGAUGAUCAGCAGCACCACCAUUCAGCUGCAUGCUCCUGAUGGCCUUAAAGCUAACCGAAAUGGGGAAUACAAGGAGAUUGCACCACCUCAAUCUAAGAUUCUACGAGAAGAUCAGAAUCAUAACAUGUAUGUGGCUGGCUGCACAGAGGUGGAGGUAAAAUCAACAGAGGAAGCUUUUGAAGUCUUCUGGAAGGGUGAAUGUGGCCUUGCUCCUGGACGCAGGCACAGAAACCAGGCUUUCAGAGACGAGCUCUCACGUCGCCUGGAAGAACGAGGAGGGCCCAGCAAUGCUGUAGAUGACCGAGUUCUGAUGACUCAGCUUAUAGAAAGCCUUCCAGAUUUACCUACUUGCGAGCUGGUCGACCCAGCUGAUGACCAGACGCUGCCCCGCAUGAUUGAGGUCCUGGAAAGGAGGCAUCAAAUCCGACAGAUGAUGACAGAACAAUUCAAUAAAAAUGCUAAUACAGUGAAAUCCAUGCUGCAGCAGUUUGACAGCCAGCUCAGUGCAAAGGAUUACUUCCUUCACGAUCAACAGAGCAAACUGAAUGAAAAAGACAAAGUCAUUCUCAGUCAGAAAACGGAGAUAGAACGACUGGAGAAAAAGUCCAAAACGUUGGAGUAUAAGAUCGAUAUCCUGCAGAAGACGACGGACAUGUACGAGCAGGACAAACGUACACUUCAGCAGGAGCUGGAGACCCGGGACCACAGGCUACAGAGCGAGCUGUCAGAGAGGAAGCGCAUGGAGCAGCGCAUGCAGGGCGCGGUGACGGACACCAGACUCAAGUGGGAGAAGGAGUGUGAGAGACGGGUGAACGCAAAGCAGCUGGAGAUGCAGAACAAGCUGUGGGUAAAGGAUGAGAAGCUGAAGCAGCUGAAGGCCAUAGUGACGGAGAGCAGCAGCGGUGGCAGCGCUCCCACUGAGCGUCCAGAGAAGCCCGAGAGGCCCUCAAGGGAGAGAGAUCGAAACAUCCAACAGAAGAGGUCUCCCUCUCCAUCACCACUUCCUGAUUUCAGCCAAACUCCUUCCCACCAAAAUAAAGCCAGAGUUAGGGUGUUUCAGGACCCCACCUCCACACCAUCCUCCUCUGACUAUACUUCAGUAGCCUCCAGCAUCUCUAGGUGGGAGCAGAGGUUCCCUGUAGAUUCAGGCAGCCAGAAUAGGUUCACCGGGACUCCCCAAUGCAGGAAACUUCCUGGUUUGUCUUUCUCACAUUGGGAUCACCAGAAGGCUCUUCCAGUUCAUCCAAAACACAGGCGUUCACACUCUGCCGGUGGGGAGAAAUGGGUAGACCACAAACCACCUUCUAAUUUGGAGUUAGACACUGUCAUGCAGCCAAUCAUACCCAAUGCAAUCAAGGUGUCCACCCCAAGCGAGAAGGCUCUGUCUAAAUGCCACAAGUAUGUGCUUAGACAUCAAGAGCUUGCCUCUGACGGGGAGAUCGAAACCAAACUGAUUAAGGGUGAUGUGUUUAAGACCAGAAGUGGCGGACAAGCUGUGCAAUUUACAGACAUUGAGACUCUCAAACAAGUGUGCCCGUUAGCACCAAGUCGCAAAAGGCGAUCAGGAUCCGCAGAAGGACCAGCUGAAGUGGAGGACAUAGAAAACAGGGCUCCAGUGGCUAGCACAAAUUCAUCCCAUGGGUAUCAAAAACGCAGAAAGCCUUAAAUUGCCCUCAAUAUUUCCAUCUUGCUUUUAACAUACAAGAGUGGGUAAUUGUGAGGAAAUUGAAGGGAAACUAUGCAUCUUUUCAAUCCCAAGUUGGGUCUUUUGUUUGUUUGGGUUUUUUUGUUGUUGUUUUUUAAUUCUAUCAAAUCAUAUUAGGAAUUAUUCUGGUGGAAUUAUCAUUUUUUCAGAACAAUAAUAAUGUAGAAUAUUUAAGUUGUAAUUGCUGCAUUUGCGUUACUUUUUGAAUUCUGGAAAUAUUUCUCCUUAAAAACAUGAACAAACUUAUAAACACUCUACAAAUGGGACCUUUUAUGCUUUUGAAUGCUUUGUACUAUCCAAAGACGACCAUAUGUCUCUAUAGACCUGUUGUGCUUUUUUUUUUUUUCCUAUGUGAUUGUUUUUCUUUUCAAAGGUCAUUGAUUGAUCAAAUGUCAGACUAAGCAUUGCUGAUUAUUAAAAAAACAAACUUUAGAUUAUGCUUUGUAGAAUUGAAACUGUAAAUAUUACACUAUUAUGUAGGUUUUGAACUCAACCCCUGGCCUCCAUGUAAAUAGGUGUCAUGCAACUUUUUACUUUGGCUUAUUGAAACAUCUCCUAAGACAUAUAGCACACUGCUCUUUCUGGUGGCAUUAAAUUUAUUCAAACACCAACA
Molecule: messenger RNA, 2525 nt
Organism: Neolamprologus brichardi
Lineage: Eukaryota; Metazoa; Chordata; Actinopteri; Cichliformes; Cichlidae
Source: RefSeq, a predicted model, not a curated record